AUGAGCAGAGUGCUAUGGUGGAUGGCGAACCACGGAUCAGCCAAGUAUCUAGGAAUAACUCUAGACACGAAGUUGAACUACGGGGAGCACCUAGAUCGCGUCUGUAAAAAAGCCACGACUAGAAUAGCGCAACUUAGCGGACUCAUGGCUAACGUCCGUGGGCCUAGGCCAACAGUUAGGCGGCUACUCAUGGCGACCACUAAGUCUAUCCUGUUAUAUGGAACAGAGGUGUGGGCCGACGCUAUGACUAUGAAUAAGUAUCGGAAAAAGAUUAUGGCGACUAGGUGGACCGAUUGUCCAAAGGCUAGAUGGACUAGGACCCUUAUAAAAGAUGUGGGCCCGUGGGUGUACAGGAAAUGGUGGGAGGUCAGCUUUUACCUUACCCAGUUUUUCUUCGGUCACAGGGUCCCUCACUGGACUGAAAAGCGUAGAGCACUGGAGCUGACGAUAGGAGCGUUCACGCCCGAGACUGUAGUCGAAACGAUGCUUGACAGCAAGCAGAACUGGGGCGUGAUAACGGCUUUUUUACUCGGCAAGAACUACGUUCAUCUCUACUGUCUUUACCUGCAGUCAGCAGUAGCCCGGCAACAAAGGUUCUCAACCAAUUCUUACUGGUCCCUUGAAAACAUCUGGAGUUAG
This is a messenger RNA of Nasonia vitripennis (jewel wasp), 639 nucleotides long. RefSeq lists its product as uncharacterized. NCBI's taxonomy places the organism in Eukaryota, Metazoa, Arthropoda, Insecta, Hymenoptera, Pteromalidae. The record is from RefSeq and is a predicted model, not a curated record. The transcript has 4 exons. Bases 1 to 639 code for a protein of 212 amino acids.